Arvicanthis niloticus (Nile rat) is the source of this 1134-nucleotide messenger RNA. It is a transcript of the gene Neurl2, whose product is annotated as neuralized E3 ubiquitin protein ligase 2. Gene Ontology annotation, biological process: intracellular signal transduction. Gene Ontology annotation, molecular function: ubiquitin protein ligase activity. The record is from RefSeq and is a predicted model, not a curated record. Lineage: Eukaryota; Metazoa; Chordata; Mammalia; Rodentia; Muridae.
GAGAAAGCGGUGCUAGGACCCCCGGGCAGAGCCAGGGGAAGUUAGACAAGGGGGAAAUGCCUUACAUGGUCCCCCCCCCCCCCCGCGGUCACCAUCUGAGCCCGCCGCCCAAAAUAGCCCUUGGCAUGAGCUGGCCUGCUUCAUAGAGUGGAGAUGGCUGCUCCCUCCGAACAUGUAGGCUUAAGUGGCCCACGGAGCCCUGCGCGCCCUGAGCCCCCUCCCACCCGCUUCCACCAAGUGCACGGAGCCAACAUCCGCAUAGACCCGUCGGGGACCCGAGCCACACGCGUGGAGAGUUUCGCCCACGGUGUGUGCUUCAGUCGCGAGCCCCUGGCCCCCGGCCAGGUAUUUCUAGUGGAGAUAGAGGAAAAAGAGUUGGGCUGGUGCGGGCACCUACGUCUUGGUCUGACCGCUCUGGACCCGGCCAGUCUAACCACUGUACCCGAGUUUUCACUGCCUGACUUGGUUAGCCUUGGCCACAGCUGGGUCUUCGCUAUCACGCGCCACCACAACCGUGUGCCCCGGGAAGGUCAACCAGAAGCAGAGGCAGCGGUCCCCAGAGGUCCCCAAGCCCUACUGGCUGAACCUUAUCUACGCAUCGAGCAGUUCCGAAUUCCCCGGGACCGUCUGGUGGGCCGCAGCCGGCCAGGGCUUUAUAGCCACCUCUUAGAUCAACUCUAUGAGCAAAACGUGCUGCCUCCCACUGCGCGCCGUAGCCGCCUGGGUGUUCUCUUCUGCCCCCGUGAGGAUGGAACCGCCGACAUGCACAUCAUCAUCAACGGGGAGGACAUGGGCCCCAGCGCCCGGGGACUGCCAGCUGCUCAGCCCCUCUACGCUGUGGUAGAUGUGUUUGCCUCCACCAAGAGUGUGCGCCUGGUCCAGCUGGAGUAUGGCUUGCCGUCUCUGCAGACUCUGUGCCGACUAGUGAUCCAGAAGAAUGUGGUUCACAGGCUGGCCAUUGAUGGGCUCCACCUGCCCAAAGGACUAAAGGAUUUCUGCAAGUAUGAAUGAAGGCCUGUCUGUGGCCACCAGAGCAAAGCCGCAGUGGUGUACCCUGCCUCCGGAGCAGUGGCUAGUCUGAAGCUGGCCACACAGCUCACCAUCAGGACCAGAAAUAAACAGAGCUGAUGUGGA